UGUUUGCAUUCCACGGACCAACAACAACAGUCCCGAAAUCGCCAGAAUAUCGUUUUCCCGACUUAAGAAGCUUUGAACAUCACCCCCAAGAAGUUCGUCCUGAACCGAACCCGUUCGUAAGGAUGAGAGCCUUUGUAGUGUUGAGUUGCUGUUUGGCUCUGGCUUCUGCAAGACCGGAAGCCGGGUACUCAUACAGCCGUCCCUCGUCGGGCGGAGGUUCCCACGGGGGUUCGUUCUCGGGUGGCCACGGAGGUGGUGGCGGUGGCGGUGGUUUCUCCGGAGGCCACGGAGGCGGUGGCGGUGGUGGCUUCGCCGGAGGUCAUGGAGGUGGUUUCGGCGGUGGUUCUUCGUUCAGCAGCGGAGGCGGAGGCGGUGGAUUCUCGUCCUUUGGAGGUAGCGGAUUCGGAGGAUCAUCCUUCAGCUCCGGCAGUAUCAGCUUAGGCGGCGGCGGCGGCGGCGGCGGUGGCUUCGGAGGCGGUAGCUUCUCGGCUGGAGGCGGUGGCGGCGGCGGCGGAUUCGGCGGUGGUUCCUCCGUUAUCCAGAAGCACAUCUACGUGCACGUUCCACCACCAGAGCCAGAGGAGAUCCGUCCUCAGCGACCCAUCCCAGUUGCCCAGGCCCAGAAGCACUACAAGAUUAUCUUCAUUAAGGCCCCAUCCGCCCCAGCCUACCAGGCUCCGAUCAUCCCCGCCCAGCCCCAGAACGAAGAGAAGACUCUGGUCUACGUGUUGGUCAAGAAACCAGAAGAUCAGCAAGAUAUCAUCAUCCCAACGCCAGCCCCAACUCAGCCCAGCAAGCCAGAGGUUUACUUCAUCAAGUACAAGACCCAGAAGGAGGGUGGCGGUGCUGGUGGCGGUAUUGGAGGCGGUAUUGGUGGAGGCAUUGGAGGAGGAAUCGGAGGCGGUAUCGGAGGAGGCUUCGGUGAUGCUGGUGGUGCCACUGGUGGUGGUCAUGAUGGUGGAAUCGGCGGAGGAAUCGGAGGAGGAAUCGGAGGAGGAAUUGGUGGAGGCAUUGGAGGCGGUGUUGGCGGAGGACACGGUGAUGGCCUGAGUGGAGGACACGGAGGAUCAACUGGACCAUCGGCCCAGUACGGACCACCUGGCAAGUCCGGACCAUACUAAAGAGACAGCGGAAAACCUUUGGCCAUUGAACGGAUUCCGGACCACGUAGCUAGUCGAAAUACACAACAAAUCACCCAAGCAAACACAGGCGCGAAUGGAGUCGUUCGCGACCCGCACACAUUCGAUUGUUGACUUGCUGAAGUGCUUCCGGUUUCGUGGACGGAGGCGCCUUGGACAUCUUCAACCUGGAAACCGGAACGCCAAAGCCUCUGUUGUACAUAGUUUUCCUUCAGUGAGAAGAAAAAUGAUUUUUCUUAGAAUGUAGGAAUUAUUUUUACAACUUAUUAUAAUUGUAAUCAUGUUUUUAGAAGAAAAAAUGCAAUUAAAAACGGUGACA
Molecule: messenger RNA, 1458 nt
Organism: Toxorhynchites rutilus septentrionalis
Lineage: Eukaryota; Metazoa; Arthropoda; Insecta; Diptera; Culicidae
Product: probable H/ACA ribonucleoprotein complex subunit 1
Exons: 2
Coding region: 123-1121 (332 amino acids)
Source: RefSeq, a predicted model, not a curated record